CCGCUGUACAUUGUAUAAAGUCAGGGCAGUUCGUUCUGAUCAACCCUGCUCCCUUGUUGUACAUAGUAUGUGCCACAAUGACCCCUUGCCUAAGGGGCAGCGCAAUGAGCUUACUGAUCCAGAAAUGUAGCCUUUUGCCCCCUGAGCAUGGCCGCUCAAGGCUAGACCCUUCUUUAAGAGGCUGUGUCUGCUGAAGUUGAUUAACGAGUCCCUCCGCUCCCUCCCCAAGCCUUCUGCCUAACCCUAUCAUCCUACGAUUUCGGACGGGCAGACCCCGAUCUCAGCUCAGCGCAGUCAGCUCACAAUUCUAGUGUCUAACGUGCAGGCAGAGCGAUAGAAACUCAUAUGAUGCUUUGGUCCACCAAUACACCGAAAUUCUGACCACCUGUCUAUGCAGUUAUACUUGCAGCUCCUACAAACCCAUCCUAGAUUAGCAGCUGAUCAAACUGUACACACCUAGGCUGCUCUGUCAACAAAUCUCUGAUGGCCAUGGACUCAGUGCAGGAGACAUCAAAGACAUUGCCACAUUUACUGCUGGACAAGGACCCUUACACUGAUCUUGGAGCAGUUGGGUUGGGCAUGACCGGAUAUAUCCUCGGCAUCGAUGAUGAUCGGGUGGUGAAGGUAGCCAAAACAUAUCCCGUGGAAAACUCGGAGGAUUUCUUUAUGGAACACGUCAAUGAAAGCAACCGUGAAGCACUUGUCACAGAGAUUGAGAUCUACCAGAGGCUGGGACGUCAUGAAGGCAUCAUUCACUGCUUCCAGACAACAAACUUUGGUAUCGAGAUGGUUUUCGCCAAGCAGGGGGAUCUCGAGACAUAUAUCAACAGCAAUCCGGAGCCCACAGAACCCUUCAAGAUUCAUUGGAUUCUUUCCCUUAUUGAUGGUUUAUCUUAUAUCCACUCACGGAAGGUGCUGGUGGAUGAAAUAGCGUUACGCAAUAUCCUUGUCGAUAACGGCCAACUCAGAUUUGCCGACUUUGGCCAAUCUUACCUUUUACCUUUGUCAACAAAUAUGGACACAAUCUGCGAAAACGACCUGACCGUCAAGAUCGAGAUCCUCCAUCUUGGUUGGAUCAUUUAUUCGAUUGCUUGUUGGAAGGUGCACAAAUACUACUUUUUCGGCGAAGAUCGGUACAUGGAGUGGCCAACAUCAGAUCAGCUUCCUCCACUGAAGGACCUCUUUUGCGGAGCCAUCGUCGAAAAUUGCUGGAAAGGCAACUAUGUCAACGUGGAUGCUCUCAAGCAGCACGCCUGUAGUCUGCUUCUCAGAUAAAGUCGUGUGGAUAGAGGUUAUGUAUUACUAGAACCUCAUCUUCCCUAAUGGCGAAAAGGACCCAAUGCCAUUCACAUAAAUGAGGUUCGGCUUCUUACCACAGAGGUGACUUACUAGACCC
Molecule: messenger RNA, 1396 nt
Organism: Exophiala dermatitidis NIH/UT8656
Lineage: Eukaryota; Fungi; Ascomycota; Eurotiomycetes; Chaetothyriales; Herpotrichiellaceae
Exons: 1
Coding region: 484-1275 (263 amino acids)
Biological process (GO): protein phosphorylation
Molecular function (GO): protein kinase activity; ATP binding
Source: RefSeq, a predicted model, not a curated record